Panthera uncia (snow leopard) is the source of this 2812-nucleotide messenger RNA. It is a transcript of the gene KCNJ11, whose product is annotated as potassium inwardly rectifying channel subfamily J member 11. Lineage: Eukaryota; Metazoa; Chordata; Mammalia; Carnivora; Felidae. Gene Ontology annotation, cellular component: plasma membrane. Gene Ontology annotation, biological process: regulation of monoatomic ion transmembrane transport; potassium ion import across plasma membrane. Gene Ontology annotation, molecular function: ATP-activated inward rectifier potassium channel activity. Bases 557 to 1729 code for a protein of 390 amino acids. The record is from RefSeq and is a predicted model, not a curated record. The transcript has a single exon.
GGGGUGGGGAGGGCAACGGAAGGUGAGGUAGAAAGGGGAGCAUACGUGGAGGCCGGACUGGGGGUCGUCAGAAUAUGAAACUGGAGCUUCGAAGGGGGCCGGGAGCAGAAAUGGGUAAGGCAAGAGAAACGGUGGGGGUUGUGUGAGGUCUGGUGAGUUGGUAAGAUCCGGAAGUGUUAAGUUCCAAGAUAGAGGAGGUGGGUUGAGAAGGAAGGCUGGGUGAGGAGAAGGAGUCUUAGGGGGAGCCCAGGGUGGUCAGCGGUGGAAGAGAGUUGAGCUGAGAUCCAGGACAAGGUGGGGAACAGGCCGGGUAGGGGGCUCACUAGGCAAUGGCAGGGGGCGCUGAGGUGUGAGGCUGGUUUAAAGAAGCAGGGUUGCCAGGUGGAAGUGAGGAUGAGUCUGGUUGGGGAGGCAUCUCAGAAGUGACACCAGCACAGACUAAGGGUGGUCCCCAGGUGGAAGGGUGCCCAGGGAGGAAACCCCACAGUGAGGCCUAAGACCUGGUCAGGAGGGUGCCCUCCAUGGGGGAAGCCUCUCCCUGGUGGUUGCUGGAGCCAUGCUGUCCCGGAAAGGCAUCAUCCCUGAGGAGUAUGUACUGACACGGCUAGCAGAGGACCCCGCGGAGCCCCGGUACCGCGCCCGGGAGCGGAGGGCCCGCUUCGUGUCCAAGAACGGCAAUUGCAACGUAGCCCACAAGAACAUCAGGGAGCAGGGCCGAUUCCUGCAGGACGUAUUCACCACACUCGUGGACCUCAAGUGGCCACACACGCUGCUCAUCUUUACCAUGUCCUUCCUGUGCAGCUGGCUGCUCUUUGCCAUGGUCUGGUGGCUCAUCGCCUUCGCUCACGGUGACCUAGCCCCUGGCGAGGGCGCUGCCGUGCCCUGUGUCACCAGCAUCCACUCUUUUUCGUCUGCCUUCCUUUUCUCCAUUGAGGUCCAGGUGACCAUUGGUUUCGGUGGGCGCAUGGUGACUGAGGAGUGCCCGCUGGCCAUCUUGAUCCUCAUUGUGCAGAACAUCGUGGGGCUCAUGAUCAAUGCCAUCAUGCUGGGCUGCAUCUUCAUGAAGACUGCCCAGGCCCACCGGCGGGCCGAGACCCUCAUCUUCAGCAAGCAUGCUGUCAUCGCCGUGCGCCAUGGCCGUCUCUGCUUCAUGCUGCGCGUAGGUGACCUCCGCAAAAGCAUGAUCAUCAGCGCCACCAUCCACAUGCAGGUGGUGCGCAAGACCACCAGCCCCGAGGGUGAAGUGGUGCCCCUCCACCAGGUGGACAUCCCCAUGGAGAACGGUGUGGGUGGCAACAGCAUCUUCCUGGUGGCUCCUCUCAUCAUCUACCAUGUCAUCGAUGCCAACAGUCCACUCUACGACCUGGCGCCCAGUGACCUGCAUCACCAUCAAGACCUCGAGAUCAUUGUCAUUCUCGAAGGCGUGGUGGAAACCACAGGCAUCACCACCCAGGCCCGCACCUCCUACCUGGCUGACGAGAUCCUCUGGGGCCAGCGCUUUGUACCCAUUGUGGCGGAAGAGGACGGCCGCUACUCCGUGGACUACUCCAAAUUCGGCAACACCAUCAAAGUGCCGACACCACUCUGCACCGCUCGCCAGCUUGAUGAGGACCGCACCCUGCUGGACGCCGUGACCCUCGCCUCGGCCCGCGGCCCUCUGCGCAAGCGCAGUGUGGCUGUGGCCAAGGCCAAACCCAAAUUUAGCAUCUCUCCGGAUGCCCUGUCCUGAGCCAUGGUCCCUUGGGCCCCCACACUGCAUGUGUGCACAGAGGCAGUGUAGUAUGGUAUGUAGAGUGGACAUGGUAUGGGCCCCUUGGCGGGGCCAGGAUCUGGUGUGAGGCUGGGCCCUCUUCAGCUCAGCCUCCCCUCCUGCUGUUAGCCCGUGGCGUUACAAGGCACUUGUCACUACGCUAUUUCUGGCCUCAACAGGAGACUGUACUGGGUUAUUUUUGUCUCUGCUCCUCCCAGCCCCAGCUCAGGACCGGCUCACCCCCCACCCUCUCCCUCCUCCCCAGACUGGGGAAGCUGUGGGAAGUGCUGGACCCUCAAGUUGGGUCUCUGUACAGUCGUGCAUCCCCAUGAUCAACUGACCACAAGCUGGACAGAUGGGUGGGGAAGAACAGUCCCCAGGUUGGCAACCUGCUGCUCUGUUUCUGUGACCCCAAGAGAUGAAUGGCCACUCUUGUUCCCUGAAAAAGUGGUGGCUUAAUGGGUGGGCCCUGCCAGCUGGAGAGGGCAGUCAAUGAAGGAGCACAUUCCAGCUGGAGGAUUGGAGGUGUGGAACCUGCACAGACGGGGAAAGGCUGAGGCUGACAGGGCUCCCCUCCCCGGGGCAGACUCAGGCAGGGAGGAAAUGGUGUGAGGACACUCAGCUAUGCCGAGCUCUGCUCAGGCUCAGGAAAGAGGAGAUGGGCUCCUGUGCCCUCGCUCUUUGCCCUGACACCAAGGCUUCAGUGGUGAGGGGCUGCGGUUCCUGCCCACCCCCAUUCUGCCCCUGCCCUGGGAGGCUGAGGUGGGCUGGAGCAGACAGUGGCAUGCUAAGCAGAAAGAGGCUGAAGAGAGGGGGUCCUGGGCCCACCAUACAGAUUGAGCUCUGGUCCUGGCUCCCCACGCGUGGCUAUCACUCACUCUGUCUGUCCAGUGGGUGGCCGUGGAGGGUCUUUGGAUUGGAAAAGGAGAUGUUGGAAAGCUCAGGAUGGUGGCGGUGAGCAAGGUUGCUGAGGCAAAGAGGCCCUUGGUCCUCAUGGGCUUGACCCCAAGUGGCACUCUUGAAGCAGUGCUGCGUAUACUUGCCCAGGAUUCUGCCUUCUCU